Molecule: messenger RNA, 3058 nt
Organism: Acomys russatus (golden spiny mouse)
Lineage: Eukaryota; Metazoa; Chordata; Mammalia; Rodentia; Muridae
Gene: Hrc
Product: histidine rich calcium binding protein
Exons: 6
Coding region: 253-3006 (917 amino acids)
Molecular function (GO): calcium ion binding
Source: RefSeq, a predicted model, not a curated record
GGAGGGGACAGACCCCAUUGGCCUAGCAGUGGGAAGGGAGGUCCUGGAGCCAGGGUCACAGCUCCAAAGGGGACAUCCUCAGAGGGGCACCCAAGACCUGAGGGAGAUAGACAAGCAGAGAGUAGAAGCGAUACUACAAAAGAGAGACAACCUAAGAGGCAAAGAGAAAAAAAAAAAAAAAAAAAAGAUAUAAGGACCCAUCAGAGGCAGCCGAAGCCAGACCUGGUAGAAGCUCAGCUGCUAAACGUCCCUAUGGGCUACCAGGGGCCAUGGUUUCAUACUUGUCUCCUUUGGGCCACAGUGACCAACCUAUUGGUCCCUCCAGUAGUGACCCAGGAGCUGAGAGAGGUCAGGCUGGGCCUCGGCAACUGGAACAUCAAUGCUGGCCUCCCUGGGUCCUCAGAGGACAUUUCAACUGAGUUUGGCCACCACAUCCACAGCCAUGGGGGCCAUCAAGGUGAGAAGGACAAAGAUCCCAGAGAAGAGGAUGAAGGUUUCUCCAGGGAGCAUGACCACCGGCUCCAAGACCACAGGUACCCUGGCCGCGAGGCUGGAGAGGAGAAUGUUUCUGAAGAGGUCUUCAGAAAGCAUGUUAGACCGGUCCAUGGGCACAGAGACCGCGACAAUGAAGAUCUGGGAAGGCCUGGGAACCACUUCCCCAGACAAAGGAGCAACAUCCAAGAAGAUGAGGAGGAGGAGGAUGGCAUUGUCUCCAGUGAGUAUCACCGCCAUGUCCACCACGUCCGCCAUGUCCACAGAGGGGAAGAUGAUGAUGGAGAAGAGGAGGAGAGGGUGGAAGUAAAGGAAGACGCAGAUAAUAAGCACCAGGCCCGCCAUCACCAGAGCCACUCAAAGGAAGGAGAUGAGGAGGAGUCAGACAAACUCCAUCAUGCCCACAGCCACAGGCAUCAAGGCCACGAAGAUGAAGAUGAAGAUGGUGACUCCACUGAGUAUGGACACCAAGCUCACAGACAUCAGCACCGAGAGGAGGAAGACAAUGGUGACUCAGAUGAAGACAACCAUGCCCGCAGCCACAGGCUUCAAGGCCAAGAAGAUGAAGGUGAAGAUGAGGAUGGUGACUCCAGUGAGCAUGAACACCAGGCCCAGGCCCACCAAGGCCACAACGAAGAAUAUGAUGACGAUGACGACGACGACGACGACGACGACGACGACGAUGAUGAUGAAGAUGACUCCCCUGAACCUGGGCACCAGGCCCAAGGCCACAGAAAGGAAGAUGAGGAUGAGUCAGAUGAAGUACAUUAUCAUGUCUCCAGGCAUGGACGCCGAGGCCAUGAAGAAGAAGAUGAUGAUGAUGAUGAUGAUGGUGAUGGUGACUCCACUGAGCAUGGGCACCAAGCCCACAGACACAGAGGCCAUGAAGACGAUGGUGAUGAUGAAGAAGAUGAAGAUGAGGAUGAUGGUGACUCCUCUGAGCAUGGGCACCAAGCCCACAGACACAGAGGCCAUGAAGAUGAUGGUGAAGAAGAAGAUGAAGAUGAGGAUGAGGAUGAUGGUGACUCCACUGAGCAUGGGCACCAAGCCCACAGACACAGAGGCCAUGAAGACGAUGGUGAUGAUGAAGAAGAUGAGGAUGAGGAUGAGGAUGAUGGUGACUCCUCUGAGCAUGGGCACCAAGCCCACAGACACAGAGGCCAUGAAGAUGAUGGUGAUGAUGAAGAAGAUGAGGAUGAGGAUGAUGGUGACUCCUCUGAGCAUGGGCACCAAGCCCACAGACACAGAGGCCAUGAAGACGAUGGUGAUGAUGAAGAAGAUGAGGAUGAGGAUGAUGGUGACUCCUCUGAGCAUGGGCACCAAGCCCACAGACACAGAGGCCAUGAAGAUGAUGGUGAUGAAGACGAUGAAGAUGAUGGUGACUCCACUGAGCACGAGCACCAAGCCCACAGACACAGAGGCCAUCAGAAGGAAGAAGAUGAGGAUGACUCAGAUGAGGACCACCAUCAUGUCCCCAGCCAUGGCCACCAAAGCCACCAAGAUGAGGAAGAGGGUGCUGUAUCCACUGAACAUUGGCACCAGUCUCCCAGACGAGCUCACCAUGGUCUUGGACGUGAGAAUCAAGAAGAGGAGAUAAGAGGCCAGUUCAGCCACCAUACUGUAAGCCACCAACCCCAAGGCCACAAUUCUGACAAGGAGGAGGAGUUCCUCGAUGAAUAUAUGACAGAAGUCCCUGGCCAUCACCACCACAGAGUCUCCAGAGAUGCAGAUGAGGACAUUUCUGCUGAGGUUGGCCAUGAGGCCCCCAGGCACAGGUCACAAGGGCAAGAGGAAUGGACCAGGCAGGGUCACAGAGCAUCUGUCCAAGGUGAGAUUGGUCAUCAGUCCUCACAGCCCACGGGGCCUGGUUCUGGCGGAUCAAGAAAGGAAGAUGACCACAGCUCUCAGAAGGAAGAUGAAGACUUAGAACAGAGAGAAGCACACAGUGAGGAGGAGGCGGCGGAGGAGGAGGGUCACGGCCUUUCCAUGAGCCAGGAAGAUGAGGAAGAGGAAGAAAAAGAUGAGAAAAAGAGCAAGAAAUAUAGGGCUGAGGUUUUGGCUUCACUGAGGCGUCACAAGAAGCAGCAGCAGCAGCAGGAGGAGGAGGAGGAGGAGGAAGAGGAGGAGGAGGAGGAGGAGAUCCUGGAAGAAAACCUGCUACCUUUCACCAUCAUCCCAAACCCAUUGGCUGGGAGGGAGGUGGCCAGAGAAGGUUCCAGUGAGGAGGAGAGCCGGGAGGUCACAGGUCAGCAGGAUACCCAGGAGUAUGAGAACUACCAGCCAGGGUCCUUGUGUGGCUACUGUUCUUUCUGCAAUCGAUGUACUGAAUGUGAAAGCUGUCACUGUGACGAGGAGAACAUGGGGGAACACUGUGACCAAUGUCAGCACUGCCAGUUCUGCUACCUCUGCCCGCUGGUCUGCGAAACCCUCUGCACUCCAGGAAGCUACAUCGACUAUUUCUCCUCCUCCCUGUAUCAAGCCCUGGCUGACAUGCUGGAGACUGCAGAGCCCUGACCUGGCCACCUGACAAGAGCUGACUCUAUUUCUCUGAAUAAAUGAGCUCCUG